GUUAGAUAAAAAGAAAAGCAAGCAAACGCGGAUUCGAUAUAAAAAGUACAACAAGGAAGAUGGGAAGAUUAAUUUGAAGUUGAGCUGCAAAUCUUUUCUCUGAUUCUUUUGUCUCCUUUUUUUAGAGGAAAAGAAGUUAUGUCGCAGCGGAAAAGGCAAAGAACUUCUCGUAAAUGCUCUGGGAAAUCAGAUCUAUUUGAUGGAUUACCAGAUGAUCUUGUUAUCUCCAUCCUUUCAAAGUUAGCUUCUUCCGCCUCUUCUCCUCCUGAUUUCAUCAACAUUCUCUUAACAUGCAAGAGAUUAAACCAUUUGGCUGUUCAUCCUCUGGUUUUAUCAAAAGUCUGUUGUAAAGUGUUUGCCGUUAAAGCUCGAAAUUGGUGUGACUCGGUUCAUCGUCUUCUCAAACAGUGCGUUAAAGCCGGCAACGUUGAAGCUUGCUAUACUCUCGGCAUGAUCCAAUUUUACUGCCUGCAAAACAGACGAGGUGGAGCGUCGUUAAUGGCUAAAGCAGCAAUCAAAUCCCACGCGCCAGCUCUAUACUCGCUUGCAGUCAUACAAUUUAACGGGAGCGGUGGUUCAAAAAAUGAGAAGGACCUCCGGGCCGGAGUAGCCUUAUGUGCGCGAGCAUCUUUCCUCGGUCAUGUGGACGCGCUGCGUGAACUCGGCCAUUGCUUACAAGACGGUUACGGUGUGCGCCAACAUGUAGCGGAAGGACGGCGGCUACUCAUCCAUGCCAACGCACGGGAACUCGCGUCAUCGUUAAAUGAAUUAGUCCAACGAAAAACUCAGCAACAACACCAUCGUCGUUUAAACUACCACUAUUACAAUUUUAAAACGGGUUCGAGUUGUCCGUUGUUAAGUGAUUUCGGGUGUAAUGUACCACCGGAGGUCCACCCAGUGAACUCGUUCUUAAAAGAAUGGUUCAAGUUAGAGGUGGUCGAGUUAGCGCAAGGGCUAAGACUUUGUUCUCAUGAAGGGUGCGGGAGACCGGAGACAAGGGCUCAUGAGUUCAGGAGGUGCUCGGUUUGUGGCAUGGUAAAUUAUUGUUCGCGUGGUUGCCAAGCACUCGAUUGGAAGCUAAGACAUAAGGUGGAAUGUACACCGAUCGAACGAAUGUUGGAAGAAGGCAUUGGUGGUGGCAGGGAAAGGGAGGAGGUUGCGGAAGCGGAAGAGUAAGUAUAUAAUUAUAAAGAGUAAAAUCGUGAAAUCGUAAAUGCAAAUUUAUGGGUAAAAGAAAUUCUUUUUUUCUUUUUGUUUAAUGUUUGGAAUGUUUUCAUUUAUGUACAUAGAAGAAAUGUUUCAACUUUUGAGAUUUUAAUUCUGUAGUUUUUAAUGGAAAAUGAAAAA
This is a messenger RNA of Hibiscus syriacus, 1347 nucleotides long. Its product is annotated as F-box protein At1g67340-like. Gene Ontology annotation, molecular function: protein binding. The transcript has 3 exons. Lineage: Eukaryota; Viridiplantae; Streptophyta; Magnoliopsida; Malvales; Malvaceae. The record is from RefSeq and is a predicted model, not a curated record. Bases 139 to 1176 code for a protein of 345 amino acids.